UGUUGACAGAAUAUUCCUACUGCGCAGGGCGAAUCAUCUUCGUUACUAAAAGAGAGAGAGAGAGGGAGACAUAUUAUAUACUGUAGUCUACAGUAGCCAAAUUAAACCCGGAAAGUCUCACCACCAAGGCCAUGGAGUCGAGUUGGAUCGCCGUGGUUUGUGUGCUCCUACUCGGUUUGAUGCAGAGCAGCCUCGGAGCGGAGCAGCGGGUCAUCCCUCCAGAGAAUCUCUUGGUAAUAACAGUAGCUACAGAGGACACUGAUGGCUUCACCCGCUUUAUGAGAACCAGCAAAGAGUUCAACUAUACUGUUAAGGUGCUGGGUCUAGGUGAACAGUGGAAGGGAGGAGACGUUGCUCGUACUGUAGGAGGAGGUCAGAAAGUUCGCUGGCUGAAGACAGAACUCCUCAAACACUCUGCCAAGAAGGACAUGGUCAUUAUGUUUGUGGACAGUUAUGAUGUAAUCCUAGCCAGUGGUCCAGAAGAGUUGCUGUGGAAGUUUUCCAGACUGGGUCAUCGGCUGGUGUUCUCUGCCGAGGGCUUCUGUUGGCCUGACCAGAAACUAGCCCCCAAAUACCCCCCUGUCCACACCGGGAAGAGAUACCUCAACUCUGGAGGGUUUAUAGGGUAUGCUCCAGAGCUCAGUGAGAUUGUUCAACAGUGGAAACAUAAAGACAACGAUGAUGACCAACUCUUCUACACUAAGAUCUACCUGGACAAAGUACAACGGACCAAGUACAACAUGACUCUGGACCAUCAGUGUGAUUACUACUUCAGUAUCGAUGCUGAUGUUGUCAUCGUCAACCCUGAUGUUCUCCGUAUCCUUAUAGAAGAGAACAAGUCAGUGAUAGCCCCCAUGUUGUCCAGACAUGGCAAACUGUGGUCUAAUUUCUGGGGAGCUCUGAGUCCUGAGGGGUUCUACUCUCGAUCUGAAGACUACAUCGAUAUUGUACAGGGCAAGAGAGCUGGUCUAUGGAACGUCCCCUAUAUAACUCAGGUCUACAUGAUAAAGGGGUCAGUCUUGAGAGGUAGACUGUCUCAGGUCAGUCUGUACAGUCAGGAGGGGAUGGAUCCGGAUAUGGUGUUCUGCAGGGCCGUACGAGACCAGGGAGUGUUUAUGUUUGUGUCUAAUCGUGAUGAGUUUGGUCGUCUGGUCUCCUCCUCCAACUACAACACCAGCAGACUUCAUCCGGACAUGUGGCAGAUCUUUGACAACCCUCUGGACUGGAAGGAGAAGUAUAUCCAUGAAAACUACUCUAAGAUCUUUGAAGACAACCAGACCAUCGUGGAGCAGCCGUGUCCUGAUGUGUACUGGUUCCCAUCCUUUACAGACAGGAUGUGUGAUGAUCUGGUGGAAACCAUGGAAGACUUUGGAGAAUGGAGUGGAGGAAGACAUACGGAUGAGCGUCUUGCAGGGGGCUAUGAGAACGUCCCUACAGUAGAUAUUCAUAUGAACCAGAUUGGCUUUGAGAAGGAGUGGCUCAAGUUCCUAAAAGAAUACAUCAGCCCUGUUACUGAGAAACUCUACCCAGGCUACUUCCCCAAGGCCCAGGCGGUGAUGAAUUUUGUAGUCCGGUAUCGUCCAGAUGAACAGCCGUCUCUUCGUCCGCAUCACGACUCCUCCACCUUCACCAUCAACGUAGCACUCAACAGCAAGGGAGUGGAUUACCAGGGAGGAGGGUGCCGGUUCCUUCGCUAUGACUGUAAUGUGGAAGCACCUCGUAAAGGAUGGUCUUUCAUGCACCCAGGCAGACUGACUCACUACCACGAGGGCCUGCCUACAACCAGCGGGACUAGAUACAUCAUGGUUUCCUUUGUUGACCCCUAAACCCUGACCUCUAACCCCUGAACACACCACCCAGGUGACUAGAUACAUUAUGGCAUCCUUCAUAGACCCAUAGACACUGGUGGCGUGUGUGCGUGUGUGUGUGUGCGUGUGCGUGCGUGUGUGUGUGUCAGUCAGUCAGUCAGUCAGUCAGUCAGUCACAUAGCAGAUGGGUCUUCUCGUUGCCGUAGUAACACAAACCACUGAGUUUCAUAGCAACCAGUUGAGCGACUUGAAUCAUGAUCAGAUCAGGCCAAUCAGCUGCAGAGAGGUCAGUCUGAUGAAACCUCACCAUGCUGCCUUUGAAAUGUUAGUAGAUGUUCUUAUCCAGAGAGACUCACAGUCAGGACAUUCAUCUUCAGAUAGCUAGGUGGACCAGUCAUAGUCAGGACAUUCAUCUCCAGAUAGCUAGGUGGGACAACCACAUAUCACACUCGUAGUCAGUGUAUUUCUUUCUCAAUAUGCUUCCUCAUUUUUCUUCGACCCCUGACCUCUGUAGCUAGCUGUGUGUGUUUGGUGUGUGUGUGUGUGUGUGUGUGUUAAUUUAAGUGUUUGAUGUAACGGCAGGCUGAUGUGGGUGUCAUGUUACAGCGUUGCUAUAGUAACCAGCCUCUCCCUGUGAGUGGAGAAAAGAUGAUUGACACUCUCCUAAGAGAGAAAACUGAACUUUCUGAUAGAAAUACCAUGAAUAGAUCAUCUGAGCUGUUCUUCAUGAUAGAAACUCUAAUCAAUAGAUCUGAAAAACACUCCACAAGACGUAAUUCUAUAAUAUCAUGAGUAGAUCGGAACUGUCUGUUCUACAUGAUCUGUGUCUAUGCGGUUGUUUUUGAAGGUAAUGUAUAGUUUUAUAUUUCAGAAACCAACACGACCUUGGUCUUCAGAGGUCUGUCAGAAAACAUGUAUUUUUAUCAUCACGUUUUAAACUACUGCUUCAGACUGAGGCCCAAAUGUUGCAACUUAAAUCUGGUGUUUUUUAUUGGUGUAUUUUUGUGAUUGUUUUCUAGCGUUCUGGUCCCAUGUUGGCUAUCAAAGUGUGUCUGUCCAUCUGACAUGCUUCUAUCGAGCUUUGUACAAAAUGCCCUAAAUUAUUUGUUAUGAUUGAGAAAUAAAGUUUCACGUUUUAAUAAAUAAUUAGAUCUAUAUGUCUGUCUGUUA
This is a messenger RNA of Oncorhynchus gorbuscha (pink salmon), 2978 nucleotides long. Its product is annotated as multifunctional procollagen lysine hydroxylase and glycosyltransferase LH3-like. Gene Ontology annotation, molecular function: iron ion binding; procollagen-lysine 5-dioxygenase activity; procollagen glucosyltransferase activity. The transcript has 14 exons. Gene Ontology annotation, cellular component: endoplasmic reticulum. The record is from RefSeq and is a predicted model, not a curated record. The coding region runs from base 132 to 1826 and encodes 564 amino acids. Gene Ontology annotation, biological process: peptidyl-lysine hydroxylation. NCBI's taxonomy places the organism in Eukaryota, Metazoa, Chordata, Actinopteri, Salmoniformes, Salmonidae.